UCUUCUCCAAACAUCAACGUUGCCACAAAAGCCGGUGUGAAUCUAAUUUGUCUGAAACCGAAAUCCAUUCUUCUUCAUCACAAUUUCACAUUAACAAUGGUAGUUGAAGCUCAUCAGCUUUUUCUUCCAAAACCCCCUUUCUCUUCUCCUUCUUUCCCUUCUCCACCACCCCAUUUUUCUUCUUUCCUUUUUCACCCUUCUUCUCUCUCUUUAGCCCUCUUCCAUUCCGAUUCUUCUAUCUCUCUCUACUCUUCUUUCUCUCCUUUCUCUAUCUCUUCCUUUCCUCCUCCGCAAACCACCCUCCCUCCGCCCAUAUCCGCUGCCGCUUUCCUCCUCCUACGGAACCCUAAUCCGAUCACCCUCUUUCUCAUCUCAUCUCCUAUUUCAGGAGGCUCCGCAGUUCUGUUCCGUUUCUAUAUCCUUAAUUCUGCGAGGAAGUCUUUUACUCCGGCGAAAGUUGUAUGCAAUCACAGUGAUUUCAAGUUUGAUGAGAGUAAAUUCGGGGUGGUUUUUGGGGUUUCUCACGGGGUUUCGGUGAAAUUGGUUGCGGAUGUUAAUGUAUUUGCGUUGUACUCUAUUUCGAAUGGUAAAGUUUGGGUUUUUGCUGUGAAACACCUGGGGGGUGAGGAGCUGAAAUUAAUGAAGUAUGCGGUGAUUGAUUGUUCUCUGCCGGUGUUUUCCAUUAGUGUAUCUUUUGGGGUCCUGAUUUUGGGGGAAGAUAAUGGGGUCAGGGUUUUCCCCCUGCGGCCAUUGGUCAAAGGAAGAGUUAAGAAAGAGAGGGGUGCGAAUAAGAAAAGUUUGAAUGGUGGGCUAGAAAAAGAUAAGAUGGAGAUUAAAAAGCUACCUUUACGAAAUGGGAUGAUUCAUGGUAUUAAUGCUGAGAUUAGUGCUGCUGAUGGUAGCAAAUUGAUGGAACUGAAGUUUCCUUCCAAUGGUGUAUUGGAUGAAAGGGUCGAGAACCGCACUGAAUCAGCAAAGUUAAGGUCUGUGAGACUCAGACAAGAUUCCAGAGAGGGUAUUGCAAACUUCGUGGCAUUCAAGAACAAGGAUGAUAAUUUUGAAUCGAUCAAGAUACCGGUUAAGUCAGCAAAAGCUAUUGGCAUUCAGGCCUUAUCUUCAACCAGGUUUCUGAUCUUGGACUCUGAAGGAAAUCUUCACCUCUUGUUCCUUGCAACUUCUGUUCAUGGAUCGGAGACUCCUUAUAGCAUGAAACAGUUGACUCACAACAUGAAAGUUCGAAAGCUCACUGUUCUUCCGGAUUCUUCUACAAGAGCACAAACUGUUUGGAUAUCGGAUGCACUUCAUACUGUACACAUGAUUGCGGUGACUGACAUGGAUGCAUCUGUUAAUCAAACUGACUGCAAAGACCCAGCAGAGAAGCUUGUACAGACUUCAGUUGUGCAAGCAAUAUUUUCCAGUGAAAAGGUCCAAGAAAUUGCAGCUUUGUCUGCGAAUACAAUAUUACUUCUUGGACAAGGAAGCAUGUUUGCAUAUGCAAUUUCCUAGAGAUGCUGAGUGGUUUUUUGUGGUCAUUCAUGUUUCACAUUUGGAUAGACAAGUAAUGCCGAUUGGGUGGUUUUGGUGUUCUCUUGUGGGAGGAUCUUUGUGCUGCAGUUGUCAAUAUCUAUCAAGUGGUUCAUAACAAGUGAAGGAGGCUGAGCUCUUGGAUGAAGCUAUUUGGAGGAUCUGACUAGUGGUUGUUGGGCGAGGUCAACUCUUUCAACAAUUGAUGCCCGCUCUGCUGCAUGGCUUCCAUUACUGCAGAGAUCUAAGUGCACUGUAAUCAUUGAAGCCGCAUAUUGGAUGAUACAAUUGUUGCAUGUGUUCUUGGUCGUUGCUGCUGGAAUUCUCAACAUUGAUGAGGGGGUACGAGACCAAGCAUCCAUGUUAAGAUGUGUGGUAAGAGGGCUUCUGCCAUUAUAUUGGUCUAAUAUUGGCUUGUUUUUGGGAAUUUAGCUUCUGUCUGUAAUAAGCUUGGUAGAAUUAUGCUUAUGUUGGAGAUGAGGUUAUGGUUUUCUGAUACCUAGACCUGCGAACUUAAGCUGUCAUACUCGGUGAGAUUAACCCCUCGUUACCAGACCAUAUUAGCCUUUUCACUAUUGAUUGUAAUCGACAAUCAUCUCAAGGAUGUCAAGUCAGUGCAGAACUAUUUACUGCUAUUAUCUGGCUCUCUAGAGUGCUAUAGAUGCUGUUGAAUAUAAGAUUUUUAAUUUCACCA
Solanum stenotomum is the source of this 2218-nucleotide messenger RNA. RefSeq lists its product as uncharacterized. Lineage: Eukaryota; Viridiplantae; Streptophyta; Magnoliopsida; Solanales; Solanaceae. The transcript is spliced from 8 exons. The coding region runs from base 97 to 1506 and encodes 469 amino acids. The record is from RefSeq and is a predicted model, not a curated record.